AUGCAGAAGUCCGAGAAGAAGCAGCCUGUCGACUUGGGGCUGCUGGAGGAGGAUGACAAGUUCAAGGAGUUCCCAGCUGAAGACUGGGCUGGUUUAGAUGAAGAUGAAGAUGCACAUGUGUGGGAAGACAAUUGGAAUGAUGACAAUGUGGAAGAUGAUUUCUCCAAUCAGCUAAGAGCUGAAUUAGAAAAACACGGCUACGAGAUGGAAAGCUCAUAGCUUUCAGCAAUGCUG
Lacerta agilis (Sand lizard) is the source of this 234-nucleotide messenger RNA. RefSeq names its product SEM1 26S proteasome complex subunit (gene SEM1). NCBI's taxonomy places the organism in Eukaryota, Metazoa, Chordata, Lepidosauria, Squamata, Lacertidae. The record is from RefSeq and is a predicted model, not a curated record. Gene Ontology annotation, biological process: double-strand break repair via homologous recombination; mRNA export from nucleus; proteasome assembly. Gene Ontology annotation, cellular component: proteasome regulatory particle, lid subcomplex; proteasome complex. The coding region runs from base 1 to 219 and encodes 72 amino acids. The transcript is spliced from 2 exons.